GAAAAGGCCGACUCGGACUCCUCUGGCCGGUAUGCCAUGGUGGUGCGCUGGACCAAGGAGGAAGGUGAAUAGCUGCAGGUCCACUCGAUUACCCUCCGUUAUGAAGCGGUCAAGAAAGCCCUAAGCCCCGUCAUCGCGGAUUACCCCGGAUUCACCAUGACUCUGGAACACGUCAACUUCUCGUUCCCCUUUGUCACUUGUGAAAGCGAGCAAGAUCCUGCCGUUCGACCCUACCUGGACAUCCUCCAUCGCACCUUAACAAGGGAGGUGGGCGAUAUCUUGGCGCGCGGCGCCGAUUGCUUGAAGAACGGCGUCAUCACCCACGACCUCCUCUGGACCCUCCUCAGCCCGCAUAUUAUUCUGCUCUCGACGCAGGAAGGAUGGCCGCGCGCGUACAAGUGCGUCGACUCCUGGACUCAUGGCUCGACGGUCUGCGUGCAGUUCCUGGAUCAGAGUACGGGGUUCACGGACGCACAAUUUGACAGUCUAGCAGAGAUCAAGUUCAACGGGCGGCAGAUCAAGAAUAUCCUCAAUCCUGCCCAUACGCUGGCGCGGGAUCAGGUGCGAGAGCUGCGCCACGAGGAUUCUGAGACAGUGAUCACUUUGCGGUCCUUCGGCCGGGGUCUUGUAUGA
Messenger RNA from Aspergillus aculeatus ATCC 16872, 633 nucleotides. RefSeq lists its product as uncharacterized. The transcript is spliced from 3 exons. Bases 157 to 633 code for a protein of 158 amino acids. The record is from RefSeq and is a predicted model, not a curated record. Lineage: Eukaryota; Fungi; Ascomycota; Eurotiomycetes; Eurotiales; Aspergillaceae.